Molecule: messenger RNA, 5876 nt
Organism: Diabrotica virgifera virgifera (western corn rootworm)
Lineage: Eukaryota; Metazoa; Arthropoda; Insecta; Coleoptera; Chrysomelidae
Product: bifunctional coenzyme A synthase
Exons: 7
Coding region: 157-1701 (514 amino acids)
Biological process (GO): coenzyme A biosynthetic process
Molecular function (GO): dephospho-CoA kinase activity; ATP binding
Source: RefSeq, a predicted model, not a curated record
CCUCAGAUAACCUACAAUAAUAUAAUUUGUCUAGUUCAUAGUUCAUUGAGUUCAUUCCAUCAAAUUAUUUUCUAAUCUGUAUUUGCUAAUUGAUAAUGUUAUAACAUAGUUUGUUUAAAACACAGUUAUCAUCAUUCUUCAUCAUUGUGUGCAAAAAUGUUGGCAAAAACCGGUCUGCUUAUAGUGUCUAACCCAAAACAAAUAGCAAAUCUGCUGGGAUCAGUAAAGAAACAGGUGAAAAAUACACUAUAUGUUCAACUUUUAUCAGCUUUAAGCGAGCCCUUAGGAAACUUUUGCCCGAAGUCUAUAAAUACUUGGCACAAGUUUAGUCCUACAAUACAUGGUAUAUAUUCACAGGCUGCAAGACAAUGCAGUGACUUGGAUGUAAGAGUUCUACUUUCAGGAAUAAAGUUUAAUGUAUCUAAAAUUCAUACACAAAAUCCAAUAGACUUAGUUAUUUUUGAUAAGAAAUACACGAAGGCGGAAAUAGACCAAUUCAUAACAACUAGAAUUGAAAAUCUUACAAAAGAAUACAAUGUUAUUACACUGGAGUCAAACGAAGAAGUUAAUCAGGAAAACAACAACACUCCGUUUAGUGAUAAGAGAUACCAACAUUCAGUACUAGGUGGAACAUUUGAUAGAUUGCAUACAGCACAUAAGUUAUUGCUUAGCGAAGUGGUUUUAAGGUCCAGUAAAAAAGUUACAAUUGGUGUAACAGAAGAGAACAUGCUUUCAACAAAAACCUUAUGGGAGCUAAUAGAAGACAUUGACAUAAGAAUAAAUCAUGUGAAAGACUUUGUAGAAGAUAUUUGCCCUGAAAUGGAAUAUAAUAUAGUUCCAAUAUCAGAUCCUUUUGGUCCUUCAAUAGUAGACCCUUCAAUGGACCUUAUAGUUGUCAGUAACGAAACUCUAAGGGGCGGAGAAAAGAUAAACACCAUAAGGAAAGAAAGGAAUUUACCAGAGUUAGACAUCCUUCCAAUUGAAUUGAUGGAUGAACCAAACCCUAGCCCUAUAGAAGAGGCUAAAAUUAGUUCAAGCACAACUAGAAUAAGGCUAUUGGGUACACUUCUGAAACCUAUAGAACACAAAGAUAUUCCAAAAUCGCCUUAUGUUAUUGGACUAACAGGUGGAGUUGCUAGCGGAAAGUCAGGAGUGGCAACUCAUAUGGAAAACCUGGGUGCUCAAAUUAUAAAUUGUGAUCUCAUAGCACAUGAGCUGUAUAAAAGAGGCAAACCUUGCUACAAAAAAAUUGUAGGCCAUUUUGGAGAAAAAGUUGUUGCAGCAAAUGGAGAGAUUGAUAGAAAAGUUCUUGGUGGGAUAGUUUUUACUGAUAAGGAGGAGUUAAACACAUUGAAUGGACUAGUUUGGCCAGCCAUUGCAGAAGAGGUUCAAACAAUAAUUAGCAACAGCAAAGCAAAAGUCGUUGUUGUAGAAGGUGCUGUACUACUAACAGCUGGCUGGCAAAGUAUGUGUCAUGAGGUGUGGACUACUGUAAUAUCAAGAGCAGAAGCUAUAAACAGGUUAGAAACACGAAAUGGACUUACAGAAGAGCAAGCCACAAGCAGAAUCGACUCUCAGCCUUCAAAUAAAUUUUAUGUGCAGUCUUCUAAUGUAGUGUUUUGCACAUUGUGGCCCGUGGAAUAUACCAAACAACAAGUGAUAAAAGCUUGGAAUCUGUUAGCUGAAAGGAUUCCGGCAUGAUUUUGGUUUUGGUAAUAAUAUCCGAUGAUAUAUUAUAUACUUCUGGAAACAAUUAUAAAACCGUAUAUUUGAAAUUAUCAUGGUAUAUUUUGGUGUCACUCAAUAAUUUUAGUAUUUUUGUGAUAAUACUAGGCCGAGUAUUUCCAUAUGAUAUUUUAAAAUGUUUUCAAAUUUUCUGACGUUUCUUGUUUUUCAACAAGUCAUAAACGUGUUGUAAGGUAACUUUUAUUUUCUAAAAUUUCUAAAGCAAGUUGUUUGUUCUAUUUAAAAUAAAAAGUCAAUUCAAAAUAAGAAAUUUAUAUUUAUCAAAGAAACAUAUUCAAUUUUGUAUAAGAUUCAUUAUAGGGUUAUUAAAAAUUCAUUUUGAUAGGGUCGUAGCAGAAUUAGCGUAAUGAAACCACAGUAUAAUGCUAAAGAAUCAGUAAGGUUACUCCGCGAAAGUCCUUGGUUCUCUAUGUUCCAUUUUGGUGACGGCGCAUCAAAAAUUUUAGCCCUUUGCGCAGAUGAAUGACAGUUAACGGCGUCCUACGUUUGCCAGGAUUGGUCGUUAUUGUCGCGCAUUUGCCGUGAUUGAUCGCUAUCCCACUGAUCCCUGGGGCUUUGCCCCAGGAGAGGACUGCAAAAUUGGAACCGUCAAAAUUCGAGGGUGAAUUAAAUGAUUCUUUAGCAUUAAACCCUGGCGAAACAGUGAUGUUUAUUAGUAUAUCUCAAAUGGUCUCAAUCUUGUCAUUAUCUUAUACAAUUUUAUUAUUCUGACAAUUUUGUGAAGGUUUUGAAGUGUCAUUGACACUGUUACUUUUUAACAUUCUUCAAAAUUGAGAUCAAUUUUAGGCCACGAAUCCUCGUCACAAGAGAGUUGCCGGAUCGCGCAAAUUUUAACAAUAACAUUUAGUUUCUUGGUUCCUUAGACGGAAGAAACAUCCAGACCGCCUUGUUUUUUGUACAACCAAAGGUAUUGGGGAUGUAAACGAACUAUAGAGGGCGCUUUGACGGAUGCCCAGCUGAUAGAGCACGUAGGAAAACAAAACAAACUGCCUUAGCUGUAGCACGUAAAAUAUCGUUUUAAGUGAAGCAAUCUUUAUUUCCUUAAAUGAUUUUUUAGUUGGUUUAAUAAUGGAAAAUAAAGAUAGUAAAGGUCCUCUUGUGGAUAUUUUUAAAUAUAGGCGACAUAGCAAGACCGUUAACAGAAAGCGAGGCGUUUUUAAAUGCUGGCCGCAUUUUUGUGUGUGACAAGUUAGUGGGUCUCUGUCUAUAAUCCAGAUAUUUAAAUAACGCGCCACAUGAAGUAAUUGUAGAUGUGUUAGUAAAUCAGUGGGUGGCAAUAUAUUUGUAAAGCCGGACAAAAGAGUAACGUGCAAACAUGUAAUUGAAAUUUCAUAACAAGCAUUUAUUACAUUUUAUUAUAGAUAAAAAUGUUGUUAACACUCCUUCAUACCAUGUUUGUUAUUGGUUUCCCAAUUUUUAAUUCACAAGCCCAACGACAUUGUACAUUUUUAUCUCGAGGAAAAAGUGCAUACUUAUUGCUUCCGAACAAAAAUGACUGCAUUAAUUACAGGACAGUAUUGUUUGCAUUUAUUUUUUUAACACUAUGGUACCUUGUUAUGCCUUAUAUAACUACUUGCUCUAAUUCGAAUUUUUGCCGCACAGUGUCGCCUCUUUUGUUUGACAUCGCCAAUAGCUGAUAAUCAUCUAUUUAGACCUGGAUCCCGCGUACAAAAAAAGUUGCUUAAUAGCAAGCUGAAAAUUUGUUAAUAACAUAACGGUGUGUAGUCGGACAAACUUUGAUGUACUGGAAGACUGGAACAGGGGAAGUUUUAAUUAUGGUACAGUUUAAAAAUUUGGAACGUCGGACUACAAAAACGUUCCAUGUAUUUUGUCGGACAGAACUUCCAAUCGAUUUGUUACCAUUUCAUUAAACUCUCAUGCAAAAAUCAGAGUGCUAAUACUAACAAACAUGAUUCCUGACAUUUGACAUUUUCUUCGUGUUCCACUCAUUAAAAUACCCAGUUGGUGAUAAACACCAGUCUGAUUUUUGCAUGAGAAUUUAAUGAAAUGGUAAAAAAUCAAUUGGAAGUUCUGUCCGACAAAAUACAUGGAACGUUUUUGUAGUCUGACGUUCCAAAUUUUUAACGUGUUCCACAAUUAAAACUUCCUGUACCAGUGUUCCCAUACAUCAAAGUUUGUCCGACUAGACACCGUUAAGCUGUUAACAAAUUUUCAGCUUGCUAUUAAUCAGCUUUUUUUUGGUACGCGGGAUCCAGGUCUAAGUCCGAUCACUCGCCAGUAUUUCUCACCCUAUUUUCUGAAAUAAUUUAUUUACGCUUGAUUCAUUAAAAACAAAUUGGAAUUUAUUCAAGAAACCUUUACUAAUAUCUUAAUGAUCAGCUUAAGCUAAGCUUAAAAUAUGCUGGGAAUCCACCCCACCAGUCAACCAGAAACCUAACUAUCCUGAGACCAUUAAACAAAAAAUUAGAGAAAAGAAAAACUUGAAAAGAAAGACAUACCAGAUAAAGAAUUGAAAGAAGAAGAAAAAUGUUAAAAAAAGAGAAAGUGCCAAGCGUGCAAAAAAUUUCGAGUCAAAGAAAAUCUUACGAAAAUUGAACAUAAUAAAAAUAAUCUUGCUGCCGUAAAUCGUCUUAUGCUCCCCGAUCUGCAUGAGAGGCUGUUAUUGAUGGGAUUUUAAAUACCUCGAAGCGGCACAUCUUAGUGCACUUCCACGUGUUUCUAACACUCAAGAUGGAGGGAGGCACGUACAAACCAUACGUGUAAAGUUAGCAAGAAUACAGACCGAGAUGUACGAAAAGCACGAGGACGGCGAAUUCUGCACUAUUAAAUAGAAUUAGGUCCUUGGAAUUUCUCGCGUUGCUUUUGGAACCGCAGCAAGUAUUUGUUCUCUCUCAAGAUGAUAAGACCCGUGUACCAUUAGCUUUACUGGUAGUGAAAAGUCAGUGCCUUCUUUUAGUGCAUAUGGAAUACAGAGUACUUUUACGUGACCAUGACUGGGUUGUGGCAGAGCGGUAUAUACAAAUUUAUUUCUUCUGUAUUCGCCAGUACGAACGUGGAUUUUGACGGUUUUGGUAAGGAAGAAGCUGCUGGUUACAGCGGACUGACACACAUAUAUUCUAUAAGGAGGUGGAAACAUCCUCCACAUCGAACACCCAUGCUUAUGAUUUCGAACCAUUUUUAUCGGUGACUGCAUUCAACCUUUAAUGAUGACAGAUCGAACACCGUGAAGCUAGUGAUGCAGCAUGAACAUUUUGCUAAUCUCGAUAAAAAAUGAAUUAUUAUUGAUGAUAAUUUGGAAAAAGAUAAUUUUCAGCACGCUGGGGAGACACUUGCCAAAGUCGGGUGGGAAAUGAAAAUUUACAACUAUGUUUCAGGGGAAUAUAGAAAGCCUGAAGAUAGCCUGUAAGAUCCAGCAGAACCUAAUCUUUCAUGGUAUAUAUCACUCACUUCCGUGAAUCGCAAUAUUUCUUGCAAUAAAUUAAAAGCGCGGACGAAUCCUGCUGUUCUCGCUCGAGGAUUGCAUUAAAAUCUGUUUUCCGGGUUUCCUGCCACCACCCUGCUGAAUCCUUCAAACCCCAAGCAAGUUUGUGGUAUCUAUCACUUUUUGUGAGGUUAUCGUCUAGGAUGCCGAUUGGCUCGAUGAAGACGAAGUUGAUGCAAGUGGUUUGACAAUUCCGGAUCCUCUUCGUCUGCUCUCCGGAUGCCUGUAUGUAAUGAAAGAGUUUGAGUAGUUGUUAAACAUAUGGAUAGGGAUAGGAGCAGUAACUUUAAUUGAAUUGUUUUUCACAUACCUACCUUUGAUUUUAAUUUUUGUUCUGAAUAUGAUUUUAUUUUAAGUAAAAUCGUCAUAAGCCCUCAAUACAUCAAUCAACGGUAAAAUGUUUUAUUUGUUAGAUUGCCUUUCCAAGGUAGGAUAUAGAAACUUGACAAGCCUCUUGUAUCUAAGGUUCUUGGUUUUAGACCAUUUUUGUACAUCACGGAUGUUGUAAAAAUCCAUUUAAGAAAAUAUGACAAUAAUCACAUUAUUUUGCGAUUUCAUGGAUAGCUAGAUAUAUCAAAUAAGAAUAAUUGUUUUUACGCAUUUAUUUUCUUACGUUUCUGUAGGGCUAGGUAAAUAAGCUGUGUAAAUGAUUGUAAAUAUAAGAAAUAUAUUGUUAAUAUCGUUUUAA